AUGUCGGAUGCAAAAAAUUUUAUUUGUAGUCUCAAGUCAUCGAUAGAAAAUAGAACAGCAAGAAGUCGCCUUAUCGUAGUGGGGAAACCAAGCAAGAAGAUUUCGUUGACACUAGGACCUUCUGUAAUAGAGGACAGGGCCUUCCGUAUAACAGCAUCAUGGCAAGGUGGCUACCCCAUACCCUGGGCAAAUAUGUCAUGGACCGCCUUAGAUGCCAAUAAUAAAAGUUAUAAUUUGGCAGAUUACGGUGAAUACAGAGAUUAUGAACUACACGUGGAUCACAAAUUUUGUCAAACUACACUUAAGCAUUCCAUAGUGGUCUUUCCGAGAAUACACUUGAAUGACACAACCGUUAUAGUGAAACCUAAUAUCGAAACUAAGAAAUAUUUUGUUGACAAAUCAAUGGAAAAAUAUCUCACACAAGUCCAGCCUGGUCAAGAUAAAAUUUUAGUUAUACCAUUGAAUUAUUGUAAGAAUGAGGGAAAAGAAAUGAGUAUUCCUCAUCCCUAUACACCAUGUCGAAAGUUUGUGAGAUGUCUACCCGGUGACAUGGUGAUACAACUGUGCCCUCGUGGCACGUGCUUUUACGAGGGAAAACAGGAAUGUGGUUAAUAGAAGCAUAACUAUUUGUGUGUUUCAAAUAGCGUCAUACAUUUUGAUGAUGUCAUCCAGAGUACAAAACAAAUAGUACCCGAGUGUCCGUUAAUUGGACAGUAGUCUAGCAGAGUACAAGAGCAGUUGUUUGUAUAGGAGUGAUCAUAAAAAUAAAUAAGCCGCCUCACGACAAAACCAACAUAAUGGGUUUGCGACCAGCAUGGAUCCAGAUCAGCCUGCGCAUCCGCGCAGUCUGAUCAGGAUCCAUGUUGUUCGCUAUCAGUUUCUCUACUUGUAAUAGAAUUGGUAAUUAUAAGCGAACAGCAUGGAUCCUGAUCAGACUGCGCGGAUACGCAGGCUGGUCUGGAUCCAUGCUGUUCGCAAACGCACUAUGUUAAUUGGUUUUGUCGUGACGCGGCUCAAAUCUUGAUAUAAGUCAGUUUACAUGUUAAAUGAUGUCAUACAUAUGCAGACGUACUAGUAUUAUCUACUUAAGAUUCGAACAACAUUCUAGUAGGCGUCAUGGCCUAUCCAGUUCUGAUGUCAUACAAGGAACAUGACUAAUUUGCUGUAUGAUUGUUGUUCAAUCGUUGAUCAGAUGAUCGUGUUGUACUUAUAGUGAGGAGUGACAUUAAUUUUGUUUCUUCUAAAAAAGGCAACGGUUAUUGACAAGCAGAGUUCUUUAUGGAUCCAGCAUUAAGACGUUAUACACCUUUAAUAAAUGAUGCUUGUUUAUUGUGACUAUGAAUGUAACAUUUCUUUUUGCAUUGAAUAAAAUCAUGAAGUGGU
Molecule: messenger RNA, 1383 nt
Organism: Ruditapes philippinarum (Manila clam)
Lineage: Eukaryota; Metazoa; Mollusca; Bivalvia; Venerida; Veneridae
Exons: 5
Coding region: 1-612 (203 amino acids)
Cellular component (GO): extracellular region
Molecular function (GO): chitin binding
Source: RefSeq, a predicted model, not a curated record